AUGGUUCUGGAGGCCAUGAUCAUAUCCCCCAGUCUGACUCUGUGUCUAUGGUGUGAAGUCUGUGUCGAUGGUGUGAAGUCUGCGUCUAUGAGCUCUCGGUUCUUCCGGGUCCACCAGGUGCUCCCGGUGGCAGACUUCUCUCUCCGCGAGCCCUCCCAGCUGGUCCUGUCUCUGCCCUUCCUGCAGUUCCUCCACAGUCUGCCGCUGCAGUACAACUACCCUCUGUACCGGGACAUCUUCCAACGCUUUGGGACUCACUACCUCAGCUCAGGGACCGUGGGCGGACACUACGACCUCCUGUACCAGUACAGCCAGGAGACACUCGACGCAUCUGGGAUGUCAGAGGACACGUUCAGAGGGUGUGUGGGGCAGGAGACCUUCUUCACAGUCGUCCUCUACAGUCAGUACAGCAAGAGCGACCGCUGCAAGAACGAGGAGACCAGAGAGACCACCAGAGGCUCCUUCAUUGAGCGCUCAGAGAAGUCCUUCUCCAUGGUCCGUGGGGGUGAGGUCAGAGAGGCCGCCCGCCUCAGCAGAGACCUGGGGCAGGUCCCCCCAGACCAAGAGGCCUUCAGGGCCUGGGCGCGCUCUGUCCUGAAGCAGCUGGACCUGGUGGACUUCAAGCUCCGCCCCCUCACAGACCUGGUCCGUGGUCUCCCCUGUGCUAUCACUAAGCGGCGCCACCUGCAGAGGGCGCUGUUGCAGUACAUGCAGGAGGCGGACCCCUGCAGCUGCUCCCCGUGCCCCAACAACGGCCGCGCGCUCCUGCAGGGGACUGAGUGCGUGUGCGUGUGUCAGACCGGAACCUACGGGGCCAACUGCGAGAUCAGGGCCCCCGACUUCACCUCAGGCCCCACAUCCGCAUCAUCAUCUGGAACUCUCUCCUCCCUCACCUCUGGAACUCUCUCCCCCUUCACCUCUGGAACUCUCUCCCCCUUCACCUCUGGAACUCUCUCCUCCCUCACCUCUGGAACUCUCUCCCCCUUCACCUCUGGAACUCUCUCCUCCCUCACCUCUGGAACUCUCUCCUCCCUCACCUCUGGAACUCUCUCCUCCCUCACCUCUGGAACUCUCUCCCCCCUCACCUCUGGAACUCUCUCCUCCCUCACCUCUGGAACUCUCUCCCCCUUCACCUCUGGAACUCUCUCCCCCCUCACCUCUGGAACUCUCUCCCCCUUCACCUCUGGAACUCUCUCCCCCUUCACCUCUGGAACUCUCUCCUCCCUCACCUCUGGAACUCUCUCCUCCCUCACCUCUGGAACUCUCUCCUCCCUCACCUCUGGAACUCUCUCCCCCUUCACCUCUGGAACUCUCUCCCCCCUCACCUCUGGAAUUCUCUCCCCCUUCACCUCUGGAACUCUCUCCCCCUUCACCUCUGGAACUCUCUCCUCCCUCACCUCUGGAACUCUCUCCUCCCUCACCUCUGGAACUCUCUCCUCCCUCACCUCUGGAACUCUCUCCCCCUUCACCUCUGGAACUCUCUCCCCCUCACCUCUGGAACUCUCUCCUCCCUCACCUCUGGAACUCUCUCCCCCCUCACCUCUGGAACUCUCUCCUCCCUCACCUCUGGAACUCUCUCCUCCCUCACCUCUGGAACUCUCUCCCCCCUCACCUCUGGAACUCUCUCCUCCCUCACCUCUGGAACUCUCUCCCCCCUCACCUCUGGAACUCUCUCCCCCCUCACCUCUGGAACUCUCUCCCCCCUCACCUCUGGAACUCUCUCCCCCCUCACCUCUGGAACUCUCUCCUCCCCCACCUCUGGAACUCUCUCCUCCCUCACCUCUGGAACUCUCUCCCCCCUCACCUCUGGAACUCUCUCCUCCCUCACCUCUGGAACUCUCUCCUCCCUCACCUCUGGAACUCUCUCCUCCCUCACCUCUGGAACUCUCUCCCCCCUCACCUCUGGAACUCUCUCCCCCCUCACCUCUGGAACUCUCUCCCCCCUCACCUCUGGAACUCUCUCCCCCUCACCUCUGGAACUCUCUCCCCCCUCACCUCUGGAACUCUCUCCUCCCUCACCUCUGGAACUCUCUCCUCCCUCACCUCUGGAACUCUCUCCCCCCUCACCUCUGGAACUCUCUCCCCCCUCACCUCUGGAACUCUCUCCCCCCUCACCUCUGGAACUCUCUCCCCCUCACCUCUGGAACUCUCUCCUCCCUCACCUCUGGAACUCUCUCCUCCCUCACCUCUGGAACUCUCUCCCCCCUCACCUCUGGAACUCCGUCCUCCCUCACCUCUGGAACUCUCUCCCCCCUCACCUCUGGAACUCUCUCCCCCCUCACCUCUGGAACUCUCUCCCCCCUCACCUCUGGAACUCUCUCCCCCCUCACCUCUGGAACUCUCUCCCCCCUCACCUCUGGAACUCUCUCCCCCCUCACCUCUGGAACUCUCUCCCCCUCACCUCUGGAACUCUCUCCCCCCUCACCUCUGGAACUCUCUCCCCCCUCAUCUCUGGAACUCUCUCCCCCCUCACCUCUGGAACUCUCUCCCCCCUCACCUCUGGAACUCUCUCCCCCCUCAUCUCUGGAACUCUCUCCUCCCGCACCUCUGGAACUCUCUCCCCCCUCACCUCUGGAACUCUCUCCCCCCUCACCUCUGGAACUCUCUCCCCCCUCACCUCUGGAACUCUCUCCCCCCUCACCUCUGGAACUCUCUCCCCCUCACCUCUGGAACUCUCUCCCCCCUCACCUCUGGAACUCUCUCCCCCUCACCUCUGGAACUCUCUCCCCCCUCACCUCUGGAACUCUCUCCCCCCUCACCUCUGGAACUCUCUCCCCUCUCACCUCUGGAAAUCUCUCCCCUCUCACCUCUGGAACUCUCUCCUCCCUCACCUCAGGAACUCUCUCCCCACUCACCUCUGGAACUCUCUCCCCCCUCACCUCUGGAACUCUCUCCUCCCUCACCUCUGGAACUCUCUCCCCCCUCACCUCUGGAACUCUCUCCUCCCUCACCUCUGGAACUCUCUCCCCCCUCACCUCAGGAACUCUCUCCCCUCUCACCUCUGGAACUCUCUCCCCCCUCACCUCUGGAACUCUCUCCUCCCUCACCUCUGGAACUCUCUCCUCCCUCACCUCAGGAACUCUCUCCCCUCUCACCUCUGGAACUCUCUCCCUCCUCAUCUCUGGAACUCUCUCCUCCCGCACCUCUGGAACUCUCUCCCCCCUCACCUCUGGAACUCUCUCCCCCCUCACCUCUGGAACUCUCUCCCCUCUCACCUCUGGAACUCUCUCCCCCCUCACCUCUGGAACUCUCUCCCCCCUCACCUCUGGAACUCUCUCCUCCCUCACCUCUGGAACUCUCUCCUCCCUCACCUCUGGAACUCUCUCCCCCCUCACCUCUGGAACUCUCUCCCCCCUCACCUCUGGAACUCUCUCCCCCCUCACCUCUGGAACUCUCUCCUCCCUCACCUCUGGAACUCUCUCCUCCCUCACCUCUGGAACUCUCUCCCCCCUCACCUCUGGAACUCUCUCCUCCCUCACCUCUGGAACUCUCUCCCCCCUCACCUCUGGAACUCUCUCCCCCCUCACCUCUGGAACUCUCUCCUCCCUCACCUCUGGAACUCUCUCCCCCCUCACCUCUGGAACUCUCUCCCCCCUCACCUCUGGAACUCUCUUGCUGCAGCCUUCAAUCAUUUCAGAAAAAUACCUUUCUCUUGUACUACAUGCUGUGGACGGGGCCUGGAGCUGCUGGAGCUCUUGGGGCAGUUGCAGGUCUUCUCUGAGUCGCCACAGGACUCGUCGGUGUGAUAACCCGUCUCCUGCAAGAGGAGGCCACACCUGCCCUGGGGCAAGCCGCCAGGACGAGCCCUGCCUCAUCUCCCUCUUUCAACAACAGGAGACCUGUGAUAAUGAUGAUGACUUCACUGAUGGUUGGUUGGAUGAACUUCCUCCUGGGUUCAAAGGGUGUCUGCGACCGAAGAGACCGCAGAACGGGUACCUGCGGAAGUCCAAACAGUUCUAUGAGCCUGGAGAGGAUGAGGAGAUGGUCUGUAUCUCCGGGUUCCAGCUGCAGGGAUACCAGUUCUUCAGCUGUCGACCAGAUGGGACCUGGGGACCAUUACAGGGACUAUGUACCAGACAGACCUGUCUCCCCCCUGAGGUCCCCGAGGGGAUCGUUCUGUUCCCUGAUAAGCUUCAGUACAAAGUGGGGGAGUCUCUGGGCUUCAACUGUGCAGGACCCGGCCUCAGUCCUCGACCGCAGAGCUACCAUAAGUGUACCAUCGAUCUGACCUGGAACCCCGAGGUGCCCCUGGACCUGACCUGCUCCAAUGCUGAACACACUCACACCUCAGGACUCCUGCUGGUCUGGGACACUAAGACUGUCAAACAGCAGUUGUGUCUCUCUCUGGAGCCGGACCCUGUGGCCAUAAACUGUUCGUCCUUUAACCAUAACGGGAACCUGCUGGUGACGGGAGCCGCUGAUGGUGUCAUCCGCCUCUUUGACAUGCAGAGGUGUGACUGUCCCAUGAGUUGGAAAGCCCACGAUGGAGAAGUUUACAGUGUGGAGUUCAGCUACGACGAGAACACGGUCUUCAGCAUCGGAGAAGACGGGAAGUUCAUCCAGUGGAACAUCCAUCGCUGCGGCGUGCGGCAGUCGGAGCAGAUCCUGCAGCAGGAGGCGACCGGGCCCUUCGUCCUGUCGGGCUUCAGCGGCUACAAGCAGGUACCAGGCCCCAAACAGGUACCAGGCCCCAAACAGGUACCAGGCCCCAAACAGGUACCAGGCCCCAAACAGGUACCAGGCCCCAAACAGGUACCAGGCCCCAAACAGGUACCAGACCCCAAACAGGUACCAGACCCCAAACAGGUACCAGACCCUCAGGUACCAGGCCCUCAGGUACCAGGCCCUCAGGUACCAGGCCCUCAGGUACCAGGCCCUCAGGUACCAGGCCCCAAACAGGUACCAGACCCUCAGGUACCAGGCCCCAAACAGGUACCAGACCCCAAACAGGUACCAGGCCCCAAACAGGUACCAGGCCCCAAACAGGUACCAGGCCCCAAACAGGUACCAGGCCCCAAACAGGUACCAGGCCCUCAGGUACCAGGCCCUCAGGUACCAGGCCCUCAGGUACCAGACCCUCAGGUACCAGGCCCUCAGGUACCAGACCCUCAGGUACCAGGCCCUCAGGUACCAGGCCCUCAGGCAGGUACCAGGUCCUCAAGUACCCGGCCCUCAAACAGGUACCAGGCCCCAAACAGGUACCAGACCCCAAACAGGUACCAGACCCUCAGGUACCAGACCCUCAGGUACCAGGCCCUCAGGUACCAGGCCCUCAGGUACCAGGCCCUCAGGUACCAGGCCCCAAACAGGUACCAGGCCCCAAACAGGUACCAGGCCCCAAACAGGUACCAGACCCCAAACAGGUACCAGGCCCCAAACAGGUACCAGACCCUCAGGUACCAGGCCCCAAACAGGUACCAGACCCCAAACAGGUACCAGGCCCCAAAAAGGUACCAGACCCUCAGGUACCAGGCCCCAAACAGGUACCAGACCCCAAACAGGUACCAGACCCCAAACAGGUACCAGACCCCAAACAGGUACCAGGCCCUCAGGUACCAGGCCCUCAGGUACCAGGCCCCAAACAGGUACCAGGCCCCAAACAGGUACCAGGCCCCAAACAGGUACCAGGCCCCAAACAGGUACCAGGCCCUCAGGUACCAGGCCCUCAGGUACCAGGCCCUCAGGUACCAGGCCCUCAGGUACCAGGCCCUCAGGUACCAGGCCCUCAGGUACCAGGCCCUCAGGUACCAGGCCCUCAGGUACCAGACCCUCAGGUACCAGGCCCUCAGGUACCAGACCCUCAGGUACCAGGCCCUCAGACAGGUACCAGGCCCUCUAACAGGUACCAGGCCCUCAGGCAGGUACCAGGCCCUAAAACGGGUACCAGGCCCUAAAACGGGUACCAGGCCCUCAAACAGGUACCAGGCCCUCAAACAGGUACCAGGCCCUCAAAUGGGUAGCAGGCCCUCAAACAGGUACCAGGCUUUCAGGUACCAGGUCCUCAAGUACCCGGCCCUCAAACAGGUGCAGAGUCCUCGCGGGCGUCUGUUUGCCUUCGACUCAGAGGGUCACCACGUUCUGACCUGCUCCAGCUCCGGAGGCGUCAUUAACAGACUGUGUGGCGGCGAGGGGGGGGCCCUGGACGCUGUGCUGUCUCUGGGGGGGCACAGAGCUCCUGUGGUCACUGUGGACUGGAGCUCUGCUCUGGACUGUGGCACCUGCCUCACGGCCUCCAUGGACGGGAAGAUCCGAAAGACCUCCUGGCUCACAAGCCCUGACCUACUGUCCUCUGACCUACUGUCCUCUGUCCUACUGUCCUCUGUCCUGUCCUCUGACCUACUGUCCUCUGUCCUGUCCUCUGACCUACUGUCCUCUGUCCUGUCCUCUGACCUACUGUCCUCUGUCCUACUGUCCUCUGUCCUGUCCUCUGACCUACUGUCCUCUGUCCUGUCCUCUGACCUACUGUCCUCUGACCUACUGUCCUCUGACCUACUGUCCUCUGACCUACUGUCCUCUGUCCUACUGUCCUCUGUCCUGUCCUCUGUCCUACUGUCCUCUGACCUACUGUCCUCUGUCCUACUGUCCUCUGUCCUGUCCUCUGUCCUACUGUCCUCUGACCUACUGUCCUCUGUCCUGUCCUCUGACCUACUGUCCUCUGACCUACUGUCCUCUGACCUACUGUCCGCUGACCUUCUGUCCUACUGUCCUCUGUCCUGUCCUCUGACCUACUGUCCUCUGUCCUACUGUCCUCUGUCCUGUCCUCUGACCUACUGUCCUCUGUCCUACUGUCCUCUGUCCUGUCCUCUGACCUACUGUCCUCUGUCCUACUGUCCUCUGACCUACUGUCCUCUGUCCUACUGUCCUCUGUCCUGUCCUCUGUCCUACUGUCCUCUGACCUACUGUCCUCUGUCCUACUGUCCUCUGUCCUGUCCUCUGUCCUACUGUCCUCUGACCUACUGUCCUCUGUCCUGUCCUCUGACCUACUGUCCGCUGACCUUCUGUCCUACUUCCUCUGACCUUCUGUCCUCUGACCUACUGUCCACUGACCUACUGUCCUACUGUCCUCUGACCUACUGUCCGCUGACCUACUGUCCGCUGACCUACUGUCCUCUGUUCUACUGUCCUCUGUCCUGUCCUCUGACCUACUGUCUUCUGUCCUACUGUCUUCUGUCCUGUCCUCUGACCUUCUGUCCUGUCCUCUGA
Messenger RNA from Knipowitschia caucasica, 7203 nucleotides. The record is from the annotation of a GenBank genome assembly. Lineage: Eukaryota; Metazoa; Chordata; Actinopteri; Gobiiformes; Gobiidae.